This is a messenger RNA of Sphaeroforma arctica JP610, 1113 nucleotides long. RefSeq lists its product as hypothetical. The record is from RefSeq and is a predicted model, not a curated record. Lineage: Eukaryota; Ichthyosporea; Ichthyophonida. The transcript has 2 exons. Bases 1 to 1113 code for a protein of 370 amino acids.
AUGGGGGACUCUACCUUUGUUUCAAGUCUAAAAAAGACAAUUGCUGGACUAGCCUGUCCUAUACUGUCAAGGGACCAAUUUACAGGAGACUCGUGUACGGAGGCGGUUCAGAUGGCGCGCCAGGCGCUCAAGGACAAUGGCGUACUAAUUAUCCGAGGGUGUAAUACGCGCGCAGCUUGUGCGGCCGGGCAAGAGGCUGCGUACCGCGCAUGGGAGCGCGACAUUAAGCCGAGCAUUGAUACGGCGGCCCAUGGGGCAAAGGUUGAUGCGGCCAAGACCAUCUACGAUGUACAGGAGGCUCAGCAAAAGGUGCUGUGGCCCACGGGAGUUGUCGGCAACAAGGGAUUUGGAUUUCUGUAUGCGCAGCCAGAAGCCAAGGCAGACUAUCAUGCAACUAAACUGGGGGACUUGGACCAUCCGGACAGCGAACUGACCACGGCCAUCCUGUUCCAGGUCACGAGAAAUGUGGGUGGUAUGAUGUCUCAGAAUUCGUUCAAGACUUUUCGGGGUGUCAUGCCUGUGCCUCACGUAGACAACUAUCCCACCUCGGAAUCAUUUAAUCGUGUGCAGGCCAUGGUCAUUGGAUACAGGGAGGGCGAUGUACGCCUGAUGUUUGGGCGGACCACGCACCAGCCAGACAUCUCAGCCUUGUACCGGAACAAGUCCACGGCAGGCUUUACCUCACUGUCGAACCCUGACGCCAUAGUGGAUGUGCUGGAGGCGGCGGAUGCCAUUGUAAUCCCCGAGCCCGGCGACAUUGAACGCUACGUUGUGGGGACGCACAAUCCAAGCGGCAGCCUGACGCAGACGCAGCUGGAAACGCUGUCUGGAAUGGCCGAGUCUGGGUUUAUCCUGCAUCCAUACGUUGGACCAAAGAGCCAGUUUGGGCCUGCAAAUGCAAAUACCUUUCACCGCAAGACCACACAGUUCUACCGCCGCAGAGUCCAGCCGCGGUGUGAGAAGAAGCGGUUUGCUGCGGCAACCAAGAGUUGCCAGGCCAAGGUGCACAAGCUGACUGAUCGACGCCGGCAACUAUACGGUCUCCAGGUCAAGAACCCUGGUUGUCUGUUUGUGGACCCUCUCGCCCAGCGGGUGUAUACUGUCAUUGUUUAA